Messenger RNA from Umbelopsis ramanniana AG, 985 nucleotides. RefSeq lists its product as uncharacterized. The record is from RefSeq and is a predicted model, not a curated record. Bases 270 to 929 code for a protein of 219 amino acids. The transcript has a single exon. Lineage: Eukaryota; Fungi; Mucoromycota; Umbelopsidomycetes; Umbelopsidales; Umbelopsidaceae.
CUUGUGUCCAUUUGUUAUAAUAUAUAUAUAUAUAUAUUGGUAGAGCUCUGCUGUUGAUAGCCAUGUUCUUGACAGUCGACCAUAGCUUUCUUUAGAAUGGAAGACUCCAUGGAAAACAGUCCUUCCCGCAGUUUGCAAUUUGUCGUUUUAGGGACACACGCACAAAAAGCUGGUUUUGGCAGGUUCAAACAUUUUGUUGGCUACCUCAGCCUCAGCUUUGCUCUUUCCCAACUUCCCUUCCUCCACAUUCUGAACACAUUGAAGGGUUGAUGAAAGCAUCGCAUUUGUCACCCAGGGUAGACCAUCCUCACCCGGAUUCCGUCCUCUUACCCCCCACCCCAACGUCACUUUACAACUACCCGUUAUCCCCAGCUACCCCCGACCUACCGCCACCACUGCCACCUCCUCAUGUGAAUCUAAGCGCAAGCCAAAAGGAAUCGUGGAAUCGGUUGAAUUCCAAUUCCAAUGCUGUGUAUCAUUCACCGCCAGUCCCUUCAAAUAGAAUCGAAAAAUCACACUUUCCCGACUUCCGUUUACCGCCUCCUUCGCCCGUGCGGACAGGACAGGCCCCUUCACGUGGCCAGCAAGGUUGGGAACAGCAGUAUGGUUUAUAUACCCCUCAAACUACUCAGCAGCACAAUGGGCAUCGGCAGUCGGCACCUUCAAACUACUUCCCAAGACAGCAGCAGUAUGAAGUUCGGGGCUCUUUGCCCUCCGAGCGCUAUGAUCGACGUUCCCUUGUCAUGCCAGGCGAUAGACAACCUCAACUACCCAAAACUCGAUCACAGCCCUAUAUAGCCCCGCCAUACGACCGAUAUCAGAACGACUCUCAACGAUCCAGCCUACCCAGCACUACUAGAACCUACCCCAUUGCCAGUGUCCCUGAGCUUAAGUAUUCAGACGUGCCGGCCAUGAAGCGUAAGUCAUGACUGAAAAACGAAGGUCUCAUUUUUUUUAUUUUUUUUGAAACAUGAUGGAGACUAAC